Messenger RNA from Vitrella brassicaformis, 3258 nucleotides. Lineage: Eukaryota; Vitrellaceae. The record is from the annotation of a GenBank genome assembly.
GCCUCUCACAAAUCACCCAUCGUACAGGACGCACCAGUCCCACACGCAAAAACCCUCAUGUGGGCGGCCUUUCAUCCUCAUCGCCGUCGUUGGCCGCCUGGUCCGCCCAGAAGACGAUGCUCCCAUCGCGGUGUGCCGUGAUGAGCUUGCCGAAUCGCCAUGUCAGCGAAGUCACCUGCCCGACCGACGGCACCUUGCGAGUCGCGUACGGCUGAAGAACGGAAGACAACGACACGCAUCAAUGAAGGCAGCCAGGCGGCCACACCGCAUGUGCCAUACACACUCACUUGUCCGCUGAGUGCAUUCCAGAAGACCAGCUCGUCCCCAUCGCCCCACGGAGACACUGAGACAGACGAAGACACAACAAGAGAUGAGUGAGGGUCAGGCCAUGCAUCCCGCUGUGUGUGUUGUGUGUGUGGUGUACCGAUCCAGGCGCUGUCUGGCGACAUGACGGGCGCCGGCUUGCGAUAUCCCGACCGGCCCCCCUGAGGCUCACCAAGCUGCUUCAUCACACGAAACAUGCGAUCGUUCGACAUCUUCACCACACACCCACACACACACACACAAAACAGCGACAUGAACUACCCAGGAAGGAUGGUUUCCCGUGCGCACAGUCUACUGACAUGGACGGAGUUGUCUUUGGCGCAGCUGACGAUGUACUCGCCGUCGGGCGAAUACUCAAUGCCAACCAACUGCAGGCGCAGACAGACACAGAGAGAGAGGCGUGAAGUGAAAGACGACAGGAGUGACUCCCAUGCACUAGAUCUCUCAUCUGGCGGUUGUAACGUUACCUCGUCUUCAUGUGCCUGCAUGGACUCCACCUGCUGACCUGCACAACACACAAACAACACAAACCACGUGUCUGCCGCCACUUGCCUUGCCUGCCUGCCUUGGUAUCUCUCUUGCUUUGCGUGCGUACAGUCGUCGCCCCUGAGAGUCCACUUGAUGAUGUGCCCGUCGCGGUGGCCGGUCACCAGACAGUCCGACUGGUGCGGGUGGAGGGACGCACAAGUUAUCAUCGAGAUGGCAUGCGCCUGAAUUGAUAGAUAGAAGGGGGUUGGACAGAAGGUGGAGCAUCACAGUGGCUUGCGGGUGCACUGACGGUUUUGACGCAGACGGAUCUGUGUAUGUUCCAUAUCUUGAUGGUCUUGUCCGCACUCGCACUGUAGGCCUGACGCACACGAGGACAAAAGACAGACGCACGAGUGAGAGCAGUGGAGGCAGCAGCACAGAGUCUGCUCCACUAUGGGCCACCUUGAAUGGGCUGUUGAGUGUGGUGUAGCCGCAGCGCAAGAUCUUCUGCGCAUGACCUUUCAUUGUGCACUGAGACCGCUGCGCAAUACAUACAUACACGGCGACAGACAGACAGACAGACAGACAGCCAUGGGUGGACACAUGGCCGCCUGGCCUGGUUAUGUCAACCGAAGAAGCUAAGCUCACUUGUCUGAACAGGUGCACGUGUUGUAUGGAGUUGUCGGUUGCGGCUGCCAAGCACCAGGUGUUGUCGGAUGACAGGCCCACGCUGCUGACGCCAAAGCGGCUCGACAAAGCAGGGAAACUGUACAAGGUCGACUCUGAUACACACAAACAGACUUGCGUCCGCAUAUGACACGAGGACGGCUGGCAAUGCUGCCUGUCUGGUCAACCAGUCUGGCCACUCACUGACCGUGUCUGGCGUCGAUGCAAGCGAGGUAUCCGUCCACACUGCCCGUGAGCAGCAGCUGCUGGGGCGUCUGGUGGGGGCAGUAGUUGGUGUCCAGCGCCUCUAUCGACCCUGUGUGGCAGCGCACACUCCGACCUGCCAUCUUGGGCACCUGCGCACACACAUAUGAAGAUUACUCCUAGGGUAAAACCAUGCCCGUCCCGUCCCGUCCCGUCCCGUCAUUCAUCACUGCUUGCUUUGUGUGUGCCUGGCCUGCCCUGCCUACACUGAUUCGUGGCAUGUUGAUGGGUCCGAGUAUCUCAGAGAAGUCCACCGGCUGCUUGGCGCUGGCCGGGCUCCUCACGCCCACGGCCCCUACGUGUGUGGACCGCCUGGCCACCUCUAUCGGCUGGCUGCCCUUGGCCGCUACUGCGGCCACACCCUCGGCAGCGUUGCGCUGCAGCUCUUCCUGGUGCGUCCGCAUGAUCUCGUUGAGCAUCUGAUUCAUCUCGUUCAUCUUCUCGGCCUGAUGACAAGACGGGACAAAACGGGACAGAGAGAAUGCACCUGAGUGGUGUGGACGGGCGGGCUGGCUGGCUGGGUGUGUACCUCGUGUUCUUUGAGGUGCAGCAGGUCGGUGAUGAGCCGCUCGUUUUCAUUCACCUUGGCAUCAAGCUGCCUGGCGAUCAAAACACAAUAACAUCGUGGUUGUCUGUACCGUACCGGAUGGUCAGCAUAGCAUGCAUACUGUCCGCACUUUUGCAGUUCGUUUCGCUGCUCCUGCAGGGCUUCAUGCUCUGUCUGCAGCACCUGAUACGUGUCCAGCAAAGUCCUGUACUCGGACAUCUGCACGCACAACCACGGGAGGACUGCUGUGAGAUCUACCUAAUGGAUGUCCUCUCCUGUGUCCGUUUGUGCUGACCUUGGUUUCGAUUUGUGCGUCCCUGUCUUUGAGCUCAUCCUCCCUGUCCUUCAGCAGCUGCUUCGUCGCCGCUUGCUCCAUCUCGAUGCGAGCCAACUGACGGACACAAAUGCCGUUGACAGACACGGUAUGGCUCAUUUGUUGAGCACGAAUCACUCAUCGUGCGCGUGCCUUGUUUCGCAGGUUGGUGAGCUCUUCGACGACGCUUUUCUUCUCUCUAUAGUUGUGUGUGAGCUGUUCGUGCAGGAGCUGGAUCUUGUCAUUGAGCACCCUUGGGUCCUCUCCCCUCCCGCCCUCCGACGCCUCACCAUCGCCCUCUCCAAGCGGGAAUCCCCACGGACCCAACGUGGGAGCUUCCUUCAGCUGCUGGUCUGCAGUCCGUCACAAGCAUACAAAACACAAACACACACCAUACCAAUCCCAAUGAGGAGCCAGUCAUUGGUGUGGUUGGCUUACAUGCUUUCAUGAGAUCUUUGAAGCAAUCCAUCUGUGUCCUGUCCCUCUCCCUGACUUUGGCCAUGAAGUCUAUCCGCCACGGAGCAUCUUUCCAAUGCUCCUCCUCCCCUGCUUCCUCAGCAACAGGACGAUCUGGCGCUGCCGAUGCCGCUGUUGCUGGUGAUGGCUGAGGGCUACUCGGAGCUUCUGGAGAGCUCGCCGCUGCUGCUGCCGUGUCCUCCUCAGAGAUCUCUGCCAU